AUGCUUCAAGCACUCGGAGGGCCUGUGCCCCCAAACACUGACCAUGCUGUCAGUGUAUCACUACCGACAUGGAGGUCCAACAUUGGGUACGAGGAGGGAGAGGAAUGGGUCAUCGGCAAGAUGCAAUGCGGUUAUCCUCGAUUCUUCGUACACCCUAGCAUUCAGAAGCUCGCCCAAGAAAUCGUUCGUCGCGUCGGAGAUCCCGAGUCGGAAACUGCCACCCUUUUCGCAACCCUCAAGACCGCGCGUAUCUGCGAGUCGUUCAUCGUGUCCAAGGUCUCUGCUGAAGAGGCACAAAAGGUUCGGAUCGUGACCUUUGUGCCCUCCUCGCAAGCCGGUGAAGGAGCAACCGCAGUUACCUCGUCGUUGUUCGCUGUCGUCUACAAUAAGGAAUAUGCAUCCAUUGCCAAACAGGUCUGGCAGCAUUCUGGCAACGGCAUAUCGAGUCGGCGGGGAGAGUUCUGUCUUCGUGCUUUGGAGGAUGGGUUCCUGGUGGAGGAAAAGAAGUCUGCGGCAUCGGAGUCUCUUUCACAGCGGCCCUGCAAGGGCCCUCGUCGCUACCAGGGUAAGGGAUCCAUCAGUGGAAUCUCGCGGGGCUCUUCGGCCUCGACUCCCACGUCCACGGACAGCCCUUCUGCGGCCAACGGUGCUGAAGACGGCCGAGACUACGCUCAAUUCAUUGAGGAACGCUUUGGUCGCAACCUUAGCACCGCGUUGGCUGCGCAGGCAAAGGUUGCUGUGCGGAGGCGGAUUGCCGGUGUGCUCACUGCCGAUGUUGAGCUGCCCGAGGCGCUCGAAACUACUUCGGCUGAAGGCCGAGUCUCCGGCAUCUCAGAGGAGGAUGUGUAUCUCUAUCCCUCUGGCAUGAGUGCCAUUUUCAACUCACAUCAAACAUUGUUGGCUGCCCGCGGACCCUUGAAGAGCAUCUGUUUCGGCUUCCCUUAUACCGACACCCUGAAGAUUCUACAGAAAUGGGGACCAGGCUGCUUGUUCUAUGGCCACGGCUCAUCAGAGGACCUGGAUGAUCUCGAGUCACGACUGAAGAAUGGCGAACGUUUCCUUGGGCUUUUCACCGAAGCGCCAGGCAAUCCUCUGCUCAAGACUCCAGAUCUCGUCCGGAUCAGAGGUUUGGCUGACAAGUAUGGCUUUGCCGUGGUUGUUGAUGAAACUAUCAGCAAUUUCCUCAAUAUCAAUGUCCUUCCACAUGCCGAUAUCGUCGUCAGCAGUUUGACAAAGAUUUUCAGUGGAGACAGCAAUGUCAUGGGUGGUAGUGGAGUACUAAACCCGCAAGCACCAUUCUAUAAGUUGCUGAAGGACACCUUGAACCGCGAGUUUGAGGAUCUUUACUGGGCUGAAGAUGCCGUUUUCUUGGAGCGGAACAGCCGCGACUUUAUCAGCAGAAUUGACAAGAUCAACGCCACCUCCGAAGAAAUCACCGCCAUGUUGAAGGCAUCUCCGCUAGUCAAAGACGUUUACUACCCCAAAUACAGUCCAACAAGGCCUCUUUACGACAGCCUUCGUAGUCCCAACGGUGGCUACGGUGGCCUUUUCUCUGUCACAUUCCAUUCAACUGAAGGAUCCAUCGCAUUCUAUGAUACCCUUGAGGUCUUGAAGGGCCCUAGUCUCGGCACAAACUUCACCCUUAGCUCCCCAUAUGUCGUACUAGCCCAUUAUCUCGAACUUGACUGGGCGAGAUCUUUCAAUGUCGACCCUGACCUGGUCAGAAUUAGCGUCGGACUGGAGGAGGUUUCCGACUUGCGAGGCCGAUUCCAGCGGGCUCUGGAUGCAGUGGAAAAGGUCGCAAAAUAG
Molecule: messenger RNA, 1809 nt
Organism: Penicillium subrubescens
Lineage: Eukaryota; Fungi; Ascomycota; Eurotiomycetes; Eurotiales; Aspergillaceae
Product: cystathionine gamma-synthase
Exons: 5
Coding region: 1-1809 (602 amino acids)
Biological process (GO): transsulfuration
Molecular function (GO): cystathionine gamma-synthase activity; pyridoxal phosphate binding
Source: RefSeq, a predicted model, not a curated record